This is a messenger RNA of Lasiodiplodia theobromae, 1698 nucleotides long. RefSeq names its product Ankyrin repeat domain-containing protein 65. The record is from RefSeq and is a predicted model, not a curated record. Bases 1 to 1698 code for a protein of 565 amino acids. Gene Ontology annotation, molecular function: protein binding. NCBI's taxonomy places the organism in Eukaryota, Fungi, Ascomycota, Dothideomycetes, Botryosphaeriales, Botryosphaeriaceae. The transcript has a single exon.
AUGGAAUCCGGAAGAGAACUUUACAAAGCCUUUCGCUUCAAGAUCGUCAACCUUUUACUGGCUGCCGGCGCUCGUGUUGCGGCGGUCGACGAAGACGGAAACACCGCGUUGCACCUGGCGAUCCUUCAUGGCUACAUUGAUUGCGCCAGAUUGAUGUUAAUACACGACGACUCUUCACUCACCAUCCCGAAUAAGAGGGGCGAGAUCCCGCUAUUUGUCUCCGCCAAAGGCCAGUUUUCAGCCGAAUCUCCCAUGGACAUGGCCGAGUUCCUCAGCCGCUGGCACAUCCUCAACCGGCCGAUGCACCGCGCGGUUGCGAAUGGAGAUGUCAUGACCAUUUACAAUGCGUUAGACUCCGGCGAAAGUAUCUCGGCCCGAAGCAUGCUCGGAGACGCACCGAUCCACUUGGCAGCGGCACGUGGUAAUGUUGGAAUGGUCAGGUUUCUGUUAUCGAAAGGCGCCUUCGCGGGCCAGGCGGGCUACCUCGGUCAGACUGCCUUGCAUCGCGCAGCAGCAGCUUGUGGCCAGCCGAAUAAGAUACACGGGCUGGACUCUCCUACUCAGAAAUACUGGACCGAACCGGAGAUUGCUCUGUUCCAAUCCGUCUGCGAGUAUCGGCAACACAAAAGAGACACCAUACCGGAUCCCUCUCGAUGCUUCGAAGUGGCCCAAGCAUUGUUAGACACAGGCUUGAGCCCGACCGUACCAGACGCACUACUACGGACCCCUCUCCAUCUGGCUGCUGCUACUGGUGACGAAGCCUUGGUACAGUUGCUCCUGGCGCACGGCGCAGACCCCAACGCGCCAGAUCUGGAUCUCAGGACUCCACUUUGGUACGCAGCAGCAUCCGGCAACAUCGAUUUGAUGAUGAUCCUCAACCAACACGGUGCAACUACACGUCUUCAGCCAGAGUACUUCCGGGACGUAGGACACCUGGCGGUGCAGUGUGGCCGGAGAUGCGUAUCAGCCGACAUGCUGAACAAAGCCGACGAACAAGGGCGGACGCCGCUGAUCCACGCGGUCCAGACCGGGGCGAUGGCGUCUGUGGAACAUCUCGCACAGGCCGGCGCGUAUAUGGGGCAACUCGGGAAAGGCUGGUCGCCUCUUGUUCAAGCUUGCGACAAGCGACACUGGGGGGUGGCCAAGCUGCUGCUCGACCGCGGCGCGGAUGUCCGAGAAUAUGAGCACGAUCCGAAGGCCUCAAACGCCAAGGCGCUACAUCUGGCAGCGAGAGGCGGCUCUUCUGAUAUGAUCAGAGAUAUCCUGCACGCGGAAGCGAAGGCUGAGGAGCAACCGGAUCCUCCGAAGGUGGAACGCACACUUGCACAUUCUCGGCGCCCCUCUAUGCAAUCGAUCAAGUCUGUUAUGACGCCAGACUUUCUGAAGGUGGAGCGCGCACCCGCGCAUUCUCGGCGCCCCUCUGUGUCGUCAUUCAAGUCCGUCAUGACGACCCAGUCGGGCUGGUCCGCGGUAAUGAAGGUCACGAGUCCAACAGCUCAGAAAAUUGGCUUCUACAAGUGGACGCCGUUGCAUUUCGCAGCAAGUAUGGGGCAUACAAACGCUGUCAAGACAUUGCUCGGGAUCAUGGACAGAACGGAAAUCAUCUCACGAGAUAUUGAUGGAUUUACUGCUGGGGAACUGGCAAAGGAAGCGGGAUAUGAGGAAAUUUUCCAGCUCAUAGAAGAGCGUUUGGAUUGA